AACAAUGUCUCUUAUUCGUUUUAUGUAAGCCAGUGGAAGAAUAUGAAGUUCAGCUUCGGGUUGUUCUUGGUCUUCGUCUUUGGUGCCGUCCUUACGGUCAAUGCCUACUACAGAGAUGAGGAGGUCAGGCGGUUCAUAGCCGAUAUCCCUGAAGAAGAAAGAAUGGCCGUUCUGAGGUAUUCAAUCAUCAGAGGGUAUGAACUUACCGAAAGAGAAUCUAGUGGCCUGGAAAUACCUAUAGUUGAUUACGAGGUCAGUCGCGGGAUGAUGAGGGCUAUAUAUGAGUACUACCUUAAAAACCAUACUGUCGAACAUGUCAACUACCCUUAUCCCUCGGAUAUAAUAUGUUUCCCUAGCGGAUGCAUCGAGAUUGGUGACCCAGGAGUUCAUCCAUAGUGGCCACCGUUUAUUUGUAUUUAAUAUGAUAUGUGAUGUCUUCGUACUCAUUAAGUUCUAAAUAAAUGUAUAUAAACCUGUAGCUAAUUAUACAUACCGUAAAAUAUUUCUGUAUUAAAUAUAAUGCUUGCAAGAUGUUAUAUCAAAUUUUAA
Anoplophora glabripennis (Asian longhorned beetle) is the source of this 549-nucleotide messenger RNA. RefSeq lists its product as uncharacterized. Lineage: Eukaryota; Metazoa; Arthropoda; Insecta; Coleoptera; Cerambycidae. The record is from RefSeq and is a predicted model, not a curated record. The transcript is spliced from 3 exons. The coding region runs from base 43 to 396 and encodes 117 amino acids.